Messenger RNA from Cyprinodon tularosa, 1208 nucleotides. It is a transcript of the gene myl1, whose product is annotated as myosin, light chain 1, alkali; skeletal, fast. Lineage: Eukaryota; Metazoa; Chordata; Actinopteri; Cyprinodontiformes; Cyprinodontidae. Bases 111 to 692 code for a protein of 193 amino acids. Gene Ontology annotation, cellular component: contractile muscle fiber; myosin II complex. The record is from RefSeq and is a predicted model, not a curated record. Gene Ontology annotation, molecular function: calcium ion binding. The transcript has 6 exons.
GGGAUUUCUUCCUCUGAGUCCCCUCCAGUCUGUGCUGCUCUCCUGUGUUACCCAUACCGGAAAUUGACUGUGCUUCGGUGAAAAAGUGGUACUUUAAUAACUAAGCAGAAAUGGCACCAAAGAAGGACCCUAAAGCUCCUGCCAAGAAGGCCGAACCUGCACCUGCACCAGCACCAGCACCUGCUCCAGAGCCAGCGCCCGCUCCUGCAGCUCCUGCUGUUGACCUGUCCGCCGUCAAGAUUGAAUUCAGCGCAGACCAGGUUGAGGACUACAGAGAGGCCUUCGGGUUGUUCGACAGGGUGGGUGACAACAAGGUGGCAUACAACCAGAUCGCUGACAUCAUGCGUGCUCUGGGACAGAACCCCACCAACAAGGAUGUCACCAAACUGCUGGGGAAUCCCUCAGCUGAAGACAUGGCCAGCAAGAGAGUAGAAUUUGAAGCUUUCUUGCCCAUGCUUCAGACCAUCAUCAACAGCCCAAAUAAGGCUGGAUUUGAGGAUUACGUUGAGGGUCUUCGUGUCUUUGACAAGGAGGGCAAUGGCACAGUCAUGGGCGCUGAGCUGCGCAUAGUCCUUUCAACACUGGGAGAGAAGAUGAAUGAGGCAGAAAUCGAUGCCCUCAUGGCAGGACAGGAAGAUGAGAGUGGCUGUGUAAACUAUGAGGCCUUUGUCAAGCACGUCAUGUCUGUGUAAGGACCCUGCCACUGUGGUGGUAAACAUCGACUAGUGCAGACCCCAUGGUGUCGCGACAUCCACUCGCUGUUUCCUGAAUCAUCUUGGAAGCAGGGGGAACAAUGGACUAAGAGAUGUCAUUUCUUGAACCCUGUUUUGUUAAAUCAUAUUUUUUUUUCUCUCUUUUGUCCAAAUGGUGCUUUAUUUUAUUUUUUUCCGCCCUUCUGUCUCUUUCUCCUCCUGCCACUUGGAAAGCAACGAUUGCAAAGGAGGUGCUUCUUCCUUCAUCUUCAUCCUGGUCCCGUGGUCUCAUUGGGGUUUUGUUAUUACAGAGGAGCAGUGAUGGAAGGGGAGGUGGAGUACCGAUGACCAUUUCCUCCCAAGUGUUGUUUAUUUGGCUGUCUAGCUGCCAUGUCAGCGACAGGUUUGGCCCAGGUCUGGCCAUCAAAAUCAAUCCACCUUUUGCUCGAUCCAUCCCUGAGUCUUAAGCUAUUCUAUUCUCUGCCAUUUCACAAUAAACUUUUCACACUCCCAUUA